GAAACCAGUUAAGGUCGUGUGAAUGAGGUGGAUUUGAACAGUAGUCGACAACUCAUGUUUGCUUUCAAGAAGAUUCCACGUCAAAAAUCUCAGGAUCUGCACGAUGAAACUGACGCGACUAGUAAUCGGAAUAAGCAAAAACUUUUUGUCACUAUGUUUGAAUCCAAACGAGCUCAAAUAAUUGUAUACUUGUCAAGUAGACGUUUAUGUUCCUGCUUCAUUUUACUUGGUUGUGAUACACACCUCGCAAUUUUUGGUAAAGCAAGAUUUACUCACUUAUGUGGGCCAAUGAUCACUAUAUGGGGAGGAAAUAUAGGACCAAAUCCUUCCAGCUCAUAUGAUCUUUAUUCACCUACUUCACACACUCCUUUAUCUAUUACUCAAUGCCCACACGAAAAAUCGGAAUAUGUAAAUAAAAAUGCAGCUCAGGGACUUCAAUCUUCCGAAAUCAAAGUUGCUCUAGAGAGUUUGUGUGAUCCAAGUGAUGUUCAAGUUCUGACAGAACGUCUUGGCAAAGAAAUGAGUGUCUUUCGGGACCAUGUGACUGUUUUACACUUCAGUCCUCAUCGGAGUCGAGUCCUAAACUCACUUUCUGAGAUUAAACGGUUCCGUUUUUUGUUUCAUCUGCCAUCAGAAGGCACUGUACCAAAUGCCUCCUUAGCUAAGUUACUUGGGUUUACUUUUCUCGAACAUGAUGGGAGCCUUGGAUAUCAGGUCGCACCAGAAGUUUCACGUAUUUCACUGAGACUUCGCUCCGUCCCCGUAGUUGAUCCAUGUAAUGAUUAUGUAAGGAAAUUACUAAUUUGUGGUCCGAAGGGUGCUGGAAAGUCAUCUCUACUGCGUUUUUUAUCAAACAUAAUCCUUACAGAUGUGGAAUAUCCUCUUAAAGAAAAAUGUGUUGCAGUUCUUGAUUGUGAUAUUGGGCAACCUGAAUUUACUCCGAAUGGAAUUAUAAGUUUGUGUCUAGUCAAACUGCCACUGUUUGGUCCUCCGUAUACUCAUAUUUUAUCCACUAAUGUAAAUAUUAUCCGUCAGUGUUUUGUCGGUUGCAUUACACCCUCUGAUGAUCCCAGUUUCUACUUGAAAUGUCUCAACUUUGUAUAUGAUGCCUACGUUAAUUUACCUGAACCAAAGCCGCGUUUACUAGUCAAUACAAUGGGCUGGAUGCAAGGGCUUGGAUUAACACUGCUGUUAGAACAAAUACUCUUAGUUAAACCAGAUCUGAUCAUUCAGCUUCGUACAACGGGAUCUUCAAAUAAUCGCACAAACUCUCCAGAUCUAAAUAGUAGUUCAUUAAAAACUAUGGACACCUGGAAUUCACGGGACAUUUCCAACGAAACAUUUAACCAUGAUGUGAUUCUUAUAGAAUCUGACGUCAAAUUGUACAAGUAUAAUACAAUAGAUGACCCACGAUACAAUCUUGGUCCUCCUGAUCAUCGCGAUUUAAUGAUGCUGACUUAUUUUAUGUCCACUUUGGCUUGUGCAUAUACUAGCUUACCUUCUAGACUAAAAGAUGAACCUCUUGGACAUCCAGUAGCACAUUUGCUGGAUUGUAUCCCUUACCAAGUUCCAGUUACUGUUCCAUCUAAACAACAAGAUAAAUGUGGAAACGUAAAUGAACAAAAAAAUGUAAUACUCAGUAGCUCAGUUUCUACAUUUGAUGUUCAGCACGACACAUUAGAAAUUGAUUCGUUAUACACUAAUAAGAAUGAUUCAAAUCAUUUGGCCUUUCGGAUAAUGCGCCCAGAUUCUAAUCUAUUUGCAGAAAAUUUUGCUUUUCCAUCAAGUGUCGAUAGUUUAUUAGCUUGUUUAAAUGCUACCCUAGUUGCCCUUUGCGUUGUACCACAACAUAAUGUAAGUUCUGCGUAUAUAAAUACAUCCGUAAUAUAUGAUAUUAUAUAUUUAUGCUUUGAUUAUUAACGGUUGUUCUGCUUUCCAGUGAUUUAUAAUUCCCUCUUGUGUGUGUGUGUAAGUUUAAUUUUUAAAAUCGUUUUCAUCAUAUUGCCUUUAUCGUUUUCUUGUGCAAACUGGUUGAAACCACAAACUUACCAUAUCUAGUCAAUCAUUCUUGUCAUUAAAAUGUAAUUAACAAAGUGAAUAAAUUAGUUUGCCUUACAUUAGUAUAUACGACUGUUUGUAUUUUAAGUCAUUUUUCGUGGAAAGUUGCUUUAAAUUUCCUUAUCGUAACAAUAAAGUUCGAUUGAAUAAAUCCUAAACUAGUUUUUUCUGUUAUAUCCUAACAAAGUAUAAAUGAAUGGUAACGUCUGGGAAUUAUUUGUGGUCUAAUGUUAUACAUAUAUUCUUAUUGUGUAACUAUUAAGUAACUAUAUUACAUGUAUAUUCAUAUUCCUUUUAUUAUAAGCUCCCAUUUGACCUAUUGACUACUACUACACUAUCUAUUACUCUUAAGUUAUUCCUAAUUUACUAGUUACAGCCAUUUUUUGAAUUGAUGUUGCAUAAUUGUUAUUUUCUAUUUUACGGUGUAAUGCGGUCUGGUUUGUUUGUAUAUAAACCUAGUGUGUCAAAUAUAUGACUCAUACAGUGGGAGCUGGGACUUGUGUUCUGGAUUCAAAUGGACAGGGCUGGGAGAGAAGGACCAUUAAGGAUUCAGAAUUCAUUCUAGGCUGCUCGUACCGGUUAACGCGUCAUUGAUACAGUGCUAAGAUUGUAUAAGCCGUAUUCUGAUUGGCAAUCUUAAUACAUGUUAAUUAAUCGGGCAAAAGAUAUAAUAUUUUCCUUGUUUUGUUAAUAUUUAAUAUAAUCACCUAAAAUGUGAUAUUUUCUAUGAUUCCUUUACCAUAUUUUACAUUAAUCAUAUGCUCUGUGGUAAAAGUUUUUCAUUAUAAGGUCUAGUGAUUUAAUUCUUUGUGACCGUAAGACCUAAUGAGAGGAAUUAACCAAAAUACUUACUUGUUUAAGUUAUACUUUACAUUUUAACAUUUAUUGUAAGUGAAUUUCUGGAUAUUCGUCCAUGUCUCAGAUACACGGUACAAUCUUUCAUCUGACAGAUCCAAUUUGAGAAUCCUCUUUUUGUUGUUAAUUAAUCAAGGGAAUUACGGUAUUAAACAACAAUCAACUCAUCAUUUUAUUAUAAAUAGUCAAGUCCCUAUUAUUUGAUCCCUAUCUAAUUGUCUAACCAUAGCGUAAUUCCCAUAAUGUCUAAAGUUGUAAGCCUUUGAGGUACAGAGAAAAUGUUAUUAACAUCUAUUUUAUUGACUGUAAACGAAAUUUGUAUAAAUAACUUUACAUUUCACGAGACUAAUCAUUUAAUGUGCACAUCUACUGUCAUCUAAUAUUCUAACAAAGUUUAAUAAAAAAAAUACUAUUAGUAGAAAAAUAAAAUAUGAUUUCUUAGCUAACGACAGUUUAUUUAAGUCGAUGUACAGGUCAGCUGAUCACAUAUGUAAUGUCCUAUCAAUGAAAGUAGUGAAUACCAAAUAACUGUCAUUUUUAUUUUAUAGGUUACACGUAUUGAAUAUCAUCUUAUUAGUAGUGUGGCAAAUUAAACUGGGUACUACGUGCUAGGUAUAGCUCCUCUCCUACGCUUAAGUUUGUUAACGUCUAAUUUUUUAAAUCCCUUCAAUUAACUUAUCUAACAGAUAGUGUUAUCUUAACAGUAGCAAUUUGUAUGUCUUGGUAUUAUUAUCACGUUUGUAUGUACAUGUAUGCUUGAUUCGCCUCUGCAUUCGCUCACUCACUUUCAUUGGCGUUUAUGCUCUAUUUCUUUUGAUGUACUUAUGCCUUAGUGACCUGUACCGCUCAAUAAUAGACCUAAGUUGGCACUUCUUGUUGCGUGCUGAAUUUGUAAAUAGUUUGGAUUUAUUUAAUAACGGUUACCAGGGCAAUUAAUAUACGAAGCCUAAAGAUUUAUCUCAAAUAUAAUUCACUACAUAGGUUCUGCGUUGCAUUUGACUGACUAUUGGUGAUUUGAUGGACGUCGACUUAAUCUAAUUCGUCAGCUAGGUUCAUUUUCGUUCGAUUUCAUACUUUUGUGGUUCAAUAUUUUACCUUAUUUUGUAGAUAACCGAACCAGAUUCUACUUGCAUGUAUCGUUGGAUAUCAUCUAAUCCGGUUUGUGAGUGUGUAGGUCUAGCCAUUUGUCGCGCUGUUGAUCCUACUGCUGGUGUAAUUUAUUUAACGACUGGUGUUUCUGAGGAUGAUUUGUUAAAAGUGACAGGAAUUCUGCGUGGUAAUGUCAACUUACCCAAUUGUUUUUUCCUAGAUCAGCCUUUCUUUCGGACUCAAGUUUAUGAAGAAACUUCAUCCUUCCUCCCCUACUUGGGUCCAGUCAGUACACAGGGAAAAGGACGUGCAGGUUUACCAUCCAGGCGUUCUUACCCUAAAACAAUGCAUCACGCCACCCAUCGUAUGGGCACUUCAGAUGUCAUGGACUAACUUUGUAUUUAUGCACUCAAAUUAAUCCUGAGAAACCUCUUUAUGUAAAGAUUUCACGUGUGUCUUUUCACCCGAAUAGCUUCAACCUGUUGUUAGUUUCUCUUUGACUACUUUUUAUACCGAAUACAAUUUCAUUAAUAAUUCUAUACCUCAUAUAAAGUUACUUUACCACUUAGACGUGCUACCUGUCAUUGACCAAAAGCUACCCAUCAGUAAUCCUCUCGUUUUUAGUUGUUCCCGAAUAAUAUUCAUAGCCUGUAUGCCUUCCGCCAAUUUCCAGGGUCAUAUGUUUCUACGUCUUGUCUCUGUUCCUUUGCUUUGAAAACUCCGAGUUGGGGUUCCCCUUUUGAUGAUGUGUACCGUAAAGUUGGUUCCGUCCACCUCCCUAAUUUCUUCCUCAACCGGCUUGUUCUCUCAGCAUUGGUUACUGCUGGUCUCGCCAAUGAGUUUGGAGUAUCUUGCACAGACAGCUGUUUAUGAAUACCUAGUCAUUUUAAAUGUUGAGGAAAGAUAACGAAUUAUCAACACAAAGUAGAUUUUAACGCACACAAAAACAUACCAAAAGGGUCUUACACCUUUUCUUUUUCUCAGCAAAGCAAUACUAAAGCUGAGAGUUUCCAGUUCCAUCAAUUCGUUUUACGCUUCCAUUGGAAGCAUUAAUGCAACUCCUUUUUGUCUAGAUUGCGUCCAAACACUUUCACUUAGUUCGUAUGUACCAAAGUACUAUUAUCUACACUCUUAUUUAGAUCACUAUGAAACCCACGUUCGUACAAUUCACGUGCCGACACUAACUGUUGCUUUGGUCGUUAGGCUUGUGGCUUACGAAGAGUCUUGCUCAGUGCCAUGAAGUGUCAUAACUCAACUAAUGGAAGACCCCUCAAUUUCCACACAACAAUUCUAGUGGUCCUUUCUGGUUAGUUUUCUCAUAGCUAGGUUUCACAAAGUGAACUUACUAAACUGGCUUCCAAACUUAAUCCUUCAGUCUAAAUUGACAGCGGCAGUAACUUUUGAAAGUUUUCAGAGGCGUUUAGGUAGUAGUAUCCAUACAUUACCUACAUCAAAGUAAAUCGAGAUUUAAUCACUAUAAGUUAAGCUUUCUCAUAAUGUCUUCGGACUGAAUUAUCUUUUACGCGUAUAUAACCAAACUGAAGCAGAGAUAUUCAGACAAGCAACAAAUGUAAGUCGAUUGUCACGAUAUUUGUUCGAUUUGAGGUAAUAGACACUUCUGCUUGUUUGUUAAAUUUUACCCUAAUUUUUAGGUCGAAAUGUCUCAACUAAAGUUCAGGGUAAAUUCUAGUUUAGUAAAUGUAAAUGUAAAAUUCAUAAUAACCUCUUAGUUAUAGUUGGCUUUCGGUGUGUAGUUGUUAGGUCAUAUCAAGAUACUAAUGACCAUAAUUAUAAGCCACCAAUCUUAUUGCGAGUACAUGGACACUUAAAUUCUGUUAUAUGAAGGGACAAAAGUUUAUAUUUUUCCUUUUAGUGGGCAAGGAUAUUUGAGUGCAGAGCACUGGGAUUCACCUGAUCUCCAUUGAAAUUUUGCAGUCAGAGCUCAGCAUCAAUAUUUUGAAUUUCUUGACCACAUGUGUAGUCUGUUUGUACGAUGCGAGUAAAAAUAUAUGGAUGUUGAAAGGAAUAUGCGGGACUGUUGCAAUACCGUCUGGGUCGAGCGUCGCGUUAUGCCUUGCUUCUCUUGAGCCAGUAUACAUUCACAAAAGAGCUGGAUAACACUAGUCUCUCCCGUUGUAGCAUUUCGAGAGAACGGUAUUUAAAUUGUAGACAACAUUUGGUACGUGUAAGGAAGUUACCUGUAACUGGAAUAUACAGUUACAGUAAGAAUUGCGUCUAAAUCUAGGUUGAAACUUGAUUGUCCAGCUACCUGAAACACUAGCAUGCUGAAUGCUCACAAAACUGACUAAUCUUCGUAACCUAGUUGUAUCUGUUGUUAUGAUUAUCGUUUUUUCUACUGAUUUAUGAUGUUUGUUGAGAAACUAAUCUUAGACAUAUCGCUGUUUGUGAAUGAGCGCUAGUGAAGAGUCUUUCUAGCACGAAAUGACCAUCUAGUCCUUUCAUAUUUCAAUUGUUGUUCAAACUAUGAUCAGCUCGUCAUUUGAACUGCGGAUGUUUGUUUUUAUCCAAGAUUAUGAUUCAGUCUGUCCGUUAUUUUGACGAUAUUCGUCAUUCCUAUCUUGUUUUGCGUUUUUGGCUUUGAAAGCCUAAGAAUUCCGGUUGUCGCAAAAGUGUAUUUCUGUUGUGACUGUUACUAGUUCGCAACAUUGUUAGAACUCGUAACAGGUGUCACUAUAAUCAUUAAUUCUAAUAGUUGUGGGAAGGUACCUACCAGCGCAUCGCUGACGGAAACGAAAACAAUAUUUUUACCAUAACGCUUAUCACAGUUCUGAGGACGAUAGCCAUUCGGUUCAUUUCGUAACUGCUAUUGGCAAAGAAGCUCUUAGUUUUUAGGAAGGUUGUGCAUAUACUGGUAGUUCUUUCCAUUCAGCAAGCUAAAGUGGUCACUGAAAGUUCAUUUUCACGGGGAAGACAACUUUUCAAUAAGUUAGUUCGUUCUCCGAGUUAGGCUACCAUACAUUUCAUACUAUAGGUUUAACUGCAUGCUUUUAAGCACAAUCCCAUUAAUCAGCUGCAUACUUAGAUUAGUGACUGUCUAGUUGUUAGUAAAAUUGACACUAAACUACCGAAAAGUUAAGCAGAUUUGUCACUGCCUUUUUUAGUCAACUGAGGAUUGCUUUAUGUAUGAUGUCAGUUGAGACCAAAGUGAUACUGUUUUGACAACAUGAUGUGUCGAUAUUGUAUGGAAGCAAGUCUAUUGCUUCAUGGAACACUCAAAUUUCUUCUGUAGGGGUUAGAUAAAGUAGUUUUUUUGUAAUUAGUUUUGGUAAUAUUUGCACUUUUCAUCAAUUACUUCAAUAUGUACAAUCACCACUAUUACCUGUAAAAUUGUCGUUUAAGAAACGUGACCCUUUAUUUUUCUGAUUUGUGAACACAAAACAUGACCCACUGAUUAUCGUUCACAAAUACAUCGCUGUUUACUUGGGCUAUUCUACUUUCUAAACAAACCAAUCUAUUCAUUCUUUUCAAGCCGCAUUUUAACCUUUCCCUUAGCUUAUUUAGCCUAUCUUUAUGUGACUAUAUGUGUUAAUUACUUACUCUAUUCAUUAUGUAUCUGUAACGGAAUUUUGUUUGGGUAUUUAUGUCUCACUUGUCUUUUUCAAUCUGCUUCCCUCUUUGUUUCGUCUCCUUGAUUUCCUGUUCAAACCAAUGCGUGCAUGAAAUAUACAUAUUCAAAAGCCAUUAUC
Schistosoma bovis is the source of this 7709-nucleotide messenger RNA. The record is from the annotation of a GenBank genome assembly. NCBI's taxonomy places the organism in Eukaryota, Metazoa, Platyhelminthes, Trematoda, Strigeidida, Schistosomatidae.